UGACCACAAUGAAGUACGAGUCAUCGCUGGAGAAGUUUCAGGAAACGGUUAAGAUGGCCCGUCGUUUAGCCGAUUUUUGCGGAUUGGAUCUAUUGGCAGAAAAUUACAGACCAAAUUUUCGCACGGGCUUAGCGCUGUUCGGAGGCUGCAGCUACCUGGUCACGGGGGUGUACAGUGCUUGGAUCUUCUAUCCGAACAUCUACGAAUCCCUGCAGGCGGUGACUCCGCUCGGAAUGGCGCUACAGGGACUGGUGAAAAUGUACAACGCUAUCGUGUAUCGAAGCUUUUUUCAAGACAGCCAUCAAUACCUGGAGGAUUUUCACCGGGCGUACGUUGAAUGUCCGCAAUAUAAUGCAGAGCUCGUAAGCUUGAUGCGGAAGAUGCAACUUGCGAUUAAGUUGUUGAUCUUGAGUUACCUGAUUGCUAUAGCCGGAUUUGGGCUCUACCCGUUGUAUUUCUAUCUGUUGUAUGGGGAAAGAACAUUCGCAUUGAAUGUUUUAAUACCCGGUGUGGACUCGCGAACUUACUGGGGUUAUGUGUGUACUUUGGCCUAUCAGAUGUUUCUGUUAGCACUCGCUAUCAACGGAAUAACUGCCUACGAUACUGUAAUGAUGUUAUUCAUCUGUAACUUGGCUGGAUUAGUUGACGUGUACAAGAUUAAACUGAGAGAAUUAGACGCACUGCUGUUGGCACCAAACAGGAGUCCUAAAAAAAUUCACGAUAAACUUCGUGAAAUUGUUAUUGAGCAUUAUGAAAUUUUGAGAUAUGAAUCAGAAUUAGAUGAAAGAUAUAUUGUUAUAAAUUUUGUUCAAGUGGCUUCUUCGGUAGCAUGCCUCACUUUGUCGCUGUUUCUCUGUUAUAUGACUAACUACCUACCGGGAUAUGCGUUCAUGAUUGGGGCUGUUUUCCAGCUGUUAGAGUUUUGUUUGCUAGGUACAAUUUUCAGCGUUAAGAAUGACGAUGUCAUUGUUGCUAUCUAUGACAUUAGCUGGUAUCUACUGGAUCGGUCGGACAUAAAAAUGCUUAACUUUAUGUUUCACCGCAGUCAAAACUCCGUAAAUUUAACCAUUGGAGGUUUCGCACCACUGAACAUUGAAGUAUUCGUCGAGAUAAUGAAAACAAUCUACCAAUAUUUCGCUAUGUUAAUCAGUUUCAUGGAACCUUAGAAACAAGUUACCGUAGCAUUGUUCCACAUAACAGAUUCACUACAGUUCUGAAC
Wyeomyia smithii (pitcher-plant mosquito) is the source of this 1219-nucleotide messenger RNA. Its product is annotated as putative odorant receptor 83c. NCBI's taxonomy places the organism in Eukaryota, Metazoa, Arthropoda, Insecta, Diptera, Culicidae. The record is from RefSeq and is a predicted model, not a curated record. The transcript has 4 exons. Gene Ontology annotation, biological process: detection of chemical stimulus involved in sensory perception of smell; sensory perception of smell. Gene Ontology annotation, cellular component: plasma membrane. Gene Ontology annotation, molecular function: odorant binding; olfactory receptor activity. The coding region runs from base 9 to 1166 and encodes 385 amino acids.